AGAUAUGCCAAAACAACCCAUGUUUUCAUUUUCAUUUUUUUUUUUAAAGAAAAGAAAACUCAAAAGGGUCGGUGAAGAUAUUGCCUAAGGCAACCACCUCUGUUCUUGAUCCUCCACACCAUCUCAAAACUCUUCUCCCACCUCAAAAUUUUCCCGGAAAAGAACAAGCAAACAAACAACCAAAAAUCACGAAUAAUGCUCGAUCCUGGCUCAGAAACACCACAACAACAAGAACACCCUUUUCUUUUCCAUUACGAGGCCGGUAAUACCAGACCGAGAAGUGAUGAACGACAUGAGAGUACGAAUUGGACAAGAGCUCAAAAAACAGCCCAAAACUACCACAACAACAACAGCGACAAUGAUCAGAACUACUACUAUAGCAACAGCGACAACAACAACUCCUCGGGAGUUUCCUCUCCACCACUCUGGAGAACAAUAUCAAGAUCACAACAGCAGCAACCACAGGUCAAUUACCGGAGCCUGUCGCCGGCGUCGAAGGCACAAGCGAUCGCGAGAGGACAACGGGAGCUCAUGGAUAUGGUGAGGAACAUGCCCGAGUCGUGCUACGAGCUGUCGUUGAAAGAUCUCGUCGAAGUACACAAUCCCUUACCUGCAGAAACCAAUAAUAAUAAUAAUAACAGAAGUGAUUUGUACUCGGAUCAUCAGUACUUAGAGAGGAGAUCGGAUAGUCAGAAGAGGACUGGUGACAGUACUCAUCCGAUGAUGAUGAGUCGGAGAAGGAGCGGGAGAUCACAAGGGGAGGAAAAGGGGUCGUCGUUGUCCUCGGGUUUCCUUCUGAAGAUGGUGUUUCCGGUGUCGCUUGGGUCGAAGAAGAAGUCGUCGUCGUCAACGAAGAAGAAAGUGGCGGUGGUCAAGAAUAAGACCGACCAAGUUAAUAACAACAAUAAUAAUAAUAAUAAUAAUAUGAGUUCCAAGGUGUCUCCAAAGCCUAAUUCUGAUAGUAUUGGAGGAUCAAAUAGAAGUAAUAGUGUGGAUAAGGAGUGGUGGAAGAAGAGAUAUACGGUGAUGUCAGAAGAACAACAACGACAACAACAGAGUGGUGGUAGUGAUCAUCAGUACUACUCGAGUAGUACUGGUAAUAGUGGAAGCAGCAAGAGCAGUUCUGGCAGCAGAAGCAGCAGUCUUGGCAGCACCAGAAGCACCGGCAGCAUCAGGCAAGGAAGUGGUCGGGUUCGUGGUGGUUGCUGGUCGUUUAUUUUUAGAAAAAAGAAAAGCAAAGGGGAAGAAUGAUUGAGGUAGAGCUGCUUUCAUUGAAGUUGAAGGAUGUUAUAUCAAUUGGUUAUCACACCCCUUUUUAACAAUGCUUGCUUUAUAUAUUAUUUUAUAGUAAAAUAUUGCAGCAAAAUUGUACUAUUUCUGGUGUAUAUUCUCAGCAAGCAGUUUUCCCACCAAGGAGAAAAAACAAUGUGCUUUUUUUUUUCCUUCCUUCUCCUUUUCAAUUCAUAUCCCAAAGAGUCUACUCUUCAUUUGUUGAGAGAUAUGAUUUAAAUUUCUGAGUCUUGCUUUAAGUGUCUGUAAUUAGUGAGUUUUAAUAGUGUUAAUUAGGAACAAGUACCACAAUUAAUGAAGAAGCUGACGCGGAUCAGUCGAUGUGCUUGAAAA
Morus notabilis is the source of this 1623-nucleotide messenger RNA. Its product is annotated as hybrid signal transduction histidine kinase A. The record is from RefSeq and is a predicted model, not a curated record. The transcript is spliced from 2 exons. Bases 196 to 1251 code for a protein of 351 amino acids. NCBI's taxonomy places the organism in Eukaryota, Viridiplantae, Streptophyta, Magnoliopsida, Rosales, Moraceae.